Rotaria sp. Silwood2 is the source of this 639-nucleotide messenger RNA. Lineage: Eukaryota; Metazoa; Rotifera; Eurotatoria; Philodinida; Philodinidae. The record is from the annotation of a GenBank genome assembly.
AUGACUAUGUGGAUGUUUUGGACUUUUAUUUGCUUGGCUCUUGGACAAUUAACUCAUUCAUGGCCAGCAAAUGAUCAACGCUUUCGACUCCGUACAGUAUUAGGCACAGCUGAAAUGAUAGAUGAGUCACGACUCAGCUUACGUCAACAACUCAGAUCAAUGAACAACAACGAUGAAGACAAUGAUGAUCGUAAUUUUGUUCUUGAUUUCAAGCGUCGAGGUCCCAGCAACGAAUAUAAACAACAAGCAUUCAAGCUAACAAAUGAAGCACGUGCACAAGGUCGUUCUUGUGGUGACACUUGGUAUCCCGCUGCAACAGAACUCACGUGGAAUGAUAAAUUGGGCGACGCCGCACAAGGACACGCCGACAGCAUGCUUAAUAAUAACUAUUUUUCUCAUACAGGCGCAGAUGGAAGUAGUUUUGUGGAUCGUAUAGAAAAUGCAGGCUAUCCAAGAAAUUGUGCCACUGCCGAAAAUAUUGCUGGCAAUCAAACUCCUGAGGCAACAGUUGCUGCUUGGCUCAAAAGCUCUGGACACUGUGCCAAUAUUAUGAGCAAAGAUUCUACGGCAAUUGGCAUUGGAUACGCUGAAGGUGGCCGUUACGGUGGAUAUUGGGUUCAAAAUUUUGGCAGUUGCUAA